Messenger RNA from Pediculus humanus corporis (human body louse), 678 nucleotides. RefSeq names its product MAP3K12-binding inhibitory protein, putative. The transcript is spliced from 6 exons. The coding region runs from base 1 to 678 and encodes 225 amino acids. The record is from RefSeq and is a predicted model, not a curated record. NCBI's taxonomy places the organism in Eukaryota, Metazoa, Arthropoda, Insecta, Psocodea, Pediculidae.
AUGAACACUGAAAGUAAUAAAAUACAAAAUAACAUGUUGAUUAACAACGCCGAAUGUAUAAAUUUAUAUGAAGAAGUUGUAGAAACUAAUAUUCAAAACGAGGUACCCUUAGAUUUAAUUCAAGUUAAGGCUAAUCUUCAAGAGGUGAAACGAAGAAUAAAUUCUUUUGUGUUCAGAAAAAGGCAACAAAUUAAUUUGAGUAAUAUUCAAAAUUUCAACAUAAAAAAUAAUGAGGACUCAAAUGAAAGCACGUGUGCAAGAGUAAAUGCUCUUUUUAAAAAACCUAAAAAUUCAAGCAGUCAUCUUAAAGUUCACAGAGUGGAAAAUACAAUCGGUCCUUCUUUUCAAAAUUCAGACGAAAAUAAAUCGUCGAGUAUGAAAGAAUAUUCUUUACAAGAUAAUUGUCCACCUGGAGCUGAAGAACGUUUAAUAAAUGUUGAAAAACAUUUAAACAUCAAUAAAUGUUCAGCAAAUGUUUUUUCACGGUUAAAAGCAGUUGAAGACAGGAUUUUGUAUUUGGAAAGUAUUUCUCCAGAAUAUUUUUACUUUGAAAAACGUAAUAACGAGUUAACCAAAGAUAAACCUGUAAAUUCUAAAAGAACUUAUUCAUCAUUAGAAUUAGAUACAAAACUUCAGGAGUUGGAAAAUUACACUCACACAGACUUCAUAAUUGUGUGA